Camellia sinensis is the source of this 4467-nucleotide messenger RNA. The record is from RefSeq and is a predicted model, not a curated record. NCBI's taxonomy places the organism in Eukaryota, Viridiplantae, Streptophyta, Magnoliopsida, Ericales, Theaceae.
AACAUAAUUUCUUUUAAUCGCUUUACUGACAAUAGCAGUCAACCUACCUGUGAAAACUAACCUGCCGUAUAUAUAUUUCCUCUUCUAUUCAUUAUUACAAUUUGCAAGAUCUGCAGAUGUAGGUGAGCAAAAAGCUAAGAUGUAGGUUUGGUAAGGCAUUAAGCUAUGCAAAGCUGAAGACAAUUGAUUUGGAAAUUCUAGUGAAUCUUGCUGGUGACAAGGAAAGAUAUUUAAACUCUCGCAUGGUGCUAAAAUCUUGGGAUCUUAGAGAAUUUUCUUUUCUGUACACCCUUCAUUCAAAGUUGAAUAUCUCUAUCUUACCAGGACUUCGGAUUGAGUAAGAUUGAUGGUGUUGGAAUUUUAUCCUUCAUAUCUAGAUGAGUUAUUCCUGACAUCGUUUGAGAGAUCUCUUGCAAGCGUAUCUCAAUUCAUGAUUUGGUGAAUGUAUUCUACAAUUUCUUUAAAUAAAGAUACAGAUUGAGAGAGCUUUAUCCUCUGAAAUUCGAAUCUCAAACUAGUUUCUUCUUCAAUAUUUGUUUAAAAAAAAAAAAAAAAAAAAAAAAAAAGAGAAGAGAAAAAGUGGAUUGAAAAUGAGUGCCCUGCAAGGUGUAUUUUCAAUUGCAGGGGCAAUUGCAGGGGCAAUUGCGGGGAGAUUAGUUGAGCCAGUGAUGCUCCACGUUGGUUUUGUUUUUCAGUACAAGAAGAAGCAGGAGAAUCUGGAAGUUGAAAUUAAAAACCUUGAAGAGCUGAUAAAACAAAUCAAAGAAAAAGUUAAAGAAGCCAUUACUCGUGGUGAAGAACUUGAUGAACCUGUUUCAAACUGGCUAGCGGAGGUGGGAAAAAGAGUUCCGGAAUUUAAGGAUGAAAAUACUGUUAACGAAAACAUGCAGUGCUUUGUAUUCUUAUGUCCGGACUACAUCUCGCGUUACAGAAUGAGCAAGGAUGCCGAAAACAAGAUCAAAGAAGUAAAAAAGUUCACUCAGAGUGGCAAUUUUAGCACAGUUGCACAUCCUAAGCCAUUUGCUCAAGAACUUCAAUUCACAUCGUCAAGUACAAACUAUGUGAAUUUUGAGUCGCGAGAAUUGGUUUUCAAUAACAUCAUGGGGGCAUUACAAGAUUCCAACGUUAAAAUGAUUGGAGUAUAUGGAACAGGAGGCGUUGGUAAGACGACAAUGGUCGAAGAGAUUGGAAAACAAGUGAAAAAUGGACUUUUUGAUGAAGUUAUGGUGGCAGUUGUCUCUCAGGACGCAAAUGUGAGCAAUAUUCAAGGGCAACUCGCUGCUCGCUUGAAUCUAGAACUAAAAGGGAAAAAUGAAGUGGGAACAGCAAACCAAUUGUGGAAUAGAUUGAACAAUGGGAGGAAAAAUCUCAUUAUAUUGGAUGAUAUUUGGCAAGAAUUGAACUUGAAGACAAUAGGGAUUCCUAUCACUGAUGGAAACAAUUGUUGCAAAGUUGUGAUAACGUCUCGAAUCCUAGGUGUGUUGGAAAAGAUGCAUGUUGAUAAGUAUGUUCCAAUGCAAGUAUUAUUAGAGAAAGAAGCAUGGGCCCUAUUCAAGACGAAGGUGGGAAAUUCUGUUGAUUCUCCUGAACUCCAUGAUAUAGCUGAUGCAGUCUAUAAAGAGUGUGGAGGCUUGCCGGUCGCUAUACUUGCAGUUGGAGCCGCAUUGAAAGAUAAGAAAAAAUAUGUCUGGGAAGAUGUACUUGAUCAAUUCAAAGAUUCCAUGCUAAAGAAUAUUGCGGGAAUUGACGCAAAGGUGUAUGCUUCCUUAAAGUUAAGCUAUGAUCGUUUAGAAUCUAGUGAUGCAAAAUCAUGCUUCUUGCUAUGCUGUUUCUUUCCUGAAGAUGAUAAUAUUUCAAUUGAAGUGUUGGCGAGACACUGCAUAGCGAGAAGUUUGCUUGGACAAAACACAAAUACACUAAGAAGAGCAAGCCGUCGAGUACUUACAGUGGUCGAUAUCCUCAAAGAUGCUUGUUUGUUAUUAGAAGGUGAAGAUGAAAACUUUGUCAAAAUGCAUGAUGUCAUUCGAGAUGUUGCUCUUUCAAUUGCGAAAGAUGAUGGCAAGGAAAUUCUAGUAAAACAUGGUGACAAAAAGUGGCCCGAGAAAGAUACAUGCGAAUCUUCCUCAGCAAUGUCAUUAAUGUUCGACUACACUCUUGAGCUUCCGAAGCUUCCGGAUGAUUUGGUAUGUCCACAACUCCACACCUUGACCAUAGUAUUGGAAUGGGAUUGGCGUAGCGAUGCUUUGCUUAAUGUUUCAGAUAGGUUUUUCAGUGGAAUGGAGAAACUUACAAUUUUAGAAUUGAAUAGAAUCUGUAUGUUGCGUCCAUUAUCUCUUGCUAAUUUGGUUAACAUUCGGAUGUUAUGGUUAGAAGAUUGUGAGUUGGGAGACAUAGCUAUACUCAAGGAUCUAAAUAAUAACCUUGAAAUACUUAGCCUUCGAGGUUCUAAUAUCGAGGUUUUGCCAUCAGAGAUAGGACAAUUGACUCGUCUUCGGUUGUUAGAUCUGGGAAAUUGUAAAAAGCUCACAGAGAUUCCACAAAGUGUCAUAUCCAAUUUGUCUCGCCUGGAAGAAUUAUACAUUUUAGAUGAUGAGUAUAUGUCUAGAAAGGAAAGUGUCAAAGUGAAUGUUGAUGAGUUGGGGAAAUUGACGCAAUUAACCACUUUAGAGAUUCAGAUACCAAAUGUCAUGCUAUUGCCCAAGGACUUCUGCUUUGAAAACUUGUUCAGAUUUAAAAUAGUAAUGGGUAAGGAAUUUGAUUUUUCUGGAACUUAUGAUUCUUUUAGAACUUAUUCAAAGUCGUGUAAACUUGCGGGUGUUUCCUUAAUGGACAAGUUAAUCGUUUUGUUGAUGAGAGCCGAACAACUACAUUUGCAAAAAAUUGAAGGUUUACAAGAGGUGCUGCAUGACAGAGGUGCUCCAUCAGGGUUCUUCAAUAAUUUAAUCGAAUUAACAGUUCAAGAUUGUAGGUUGAAAUAUCUCUUCUCCCUGUCCUGUGCAAGAGGAUUUCCACGACUCCAGAGACUACGAAUAUUUGAUUGUGUGAUGAUGGAAGCAAUAGUUGGAAUUGAAGAAGAAAAAGAUGAAGAUGAACUCUCAAGUCAGUUAAUUAAUUUCAGUCAGUUGAAAUAUUUGCGUCUCCAGAAUCUACCCAAGCUCAUAAGCUUCUACCCCAAAGUGGAGAAGAUGUCAACAUCUAAAGGAAAUUCUUCUACCCAGGCACAAUUUUUGUUUAAUGAAAAGGUUGCUUUCCCCAUCUUGGAGAAUUUGGUAAUUUCGAAAUUGCCUAACAUAAUAGAGAUAUGGGAGAAGCGAUUACUCAUAGCCUCAGAAAACGAAUCAACGUCUUGCCGGCUGAAAGAUAUGAGGGUUUCUAAUUGUGAGAAAUUGGUUCACGUGGUUCGGUUUAAAAUGCUCCCACGACUGCAAAAUCUGGAAACAUUCAUGGUAGACAAUUGUCCAAAGAUGGAAGCAAUAGUCGCGGAGAAAGAAAAAGAAAAAGGAACCACCAGUAAUGAUAUCAUCGUGUUCUCUCAAUUAACAACUCUUAAUCUUUCGGAGUUGGCGAGCCUUAAUAGUUUUUACACGUGGCCUACAAGAUCGGAAGCACAACCAUUGUUCAACCACCAGGUUGCUUUCCCCGUCUUGGAGAAUUUGGAAAUUUCGAAAUUGCCUAACAUAAUAGAGAUAUGGGAGAAGCGAUUACUCAUAGCCUCAGAAAACGAAUCAAAGUUCUGCCGACUUGAAGAUUUGGAGGUUUCUAAUUGUGAGAAAUUGGUUCAUGUGGUUCGGUUUAACAUGCUCCCACGAUUGCAAAAUCUGAAAAGAUUCAAUGUAGAAAAUUGUCCAAAGAUGGAAGCAAUAGUCGCGGAGAAAGAAAAAGAAAAAGGAACCACCAGUGAUGAUAUCAUCGUGUUCUCUCAACUAAUAACUCUUGGACUUUUCGAGUUGGUGAGCCUUAAAAGUUUCUACAACUGGCCUACAAGAUUUGAAGCACAACCCUUGUUCAACCACCAGGUUGCUUUCCCCGUCAUGGAGAAUUUGGUAAUUUCGAAAUUGCCUAACAUAAUAGAGAUAUGGGAGAAGCGAUUACUCAUAGCCUCAGAAAACGAAUCAAAGUGCUGCCGACUGAAAGAUUUGGAGGUUUCUGAUUGUGAGAAAUUGGUUCAUGUGGUUCGGUUCAAUAUGCUCCCACGACUGCAAAAUCUGGAAACAUUCAAGGUAUACAAUUGUCCAAAGAUGGAAGCAAUAGUCACGGAGAAAGAAAAAGAAAAUGGAACCACCUGUAAUGAUAUCAUCGUGUUCUCACAAUUAACAACUCUUAGACUUUUCGAGUUGGUGAGCCUUAAAAGUUUCUACAACUGGCCUACAAGAUUUGAAGCACAACCCUUGUUCAACCACCAGGUUUGAUUUUCCUAAUUUAUUUUAUUAACCCUGUCCAUGAGAAAGUCUGCACCCAAAAAAAAAA